AUGAAAGUUCUACUGCGUAAGAAUCCAAGGUCUGUGGCUUUGGUUUCGGGCGAUUACUGUCUGCUGUUCAAGACAGUUCGAACUCAGAAUCAUGUCAAUUCGAAACCGAAAAGUAUCAUAGAGUUUGUGUCUCUCAAGCAUCUAAGUUCACAGCAUUACUAUGAAUUGAACAUGGAAUGUUACGGUUUAUUAGGAUUGAUUCAUCUCAAAGGGAAUACAUUUGUCUGUGUUAUUACAGGAAAACAAGAAGUGGGAAGCAUACGACCCCAAGAGAGAAUCAAUGUCAUCAAGAAUGUCAACUUCAUCUGUCUUGAGAACGAUAGCUUUGAAUACAUUGAGACAAAAUACAACACCCAGGCUCUGACUGCGGAGAAGAAUAUUGAAAUUUAUGAAAAGGAGGUCCCUUAUUCUUCAUUAAAAAGACUGUUGAGUUCCAAUAGUUUCUAUUAUAGUAAUGAUUUUGACAUCAUCACAUCUUUGCAACACCGUGAGUCAAGUUACCUCAGAAAAGAGAAAAAAUUCAGAAUGAUACUAGAAUAUUCAAAGAACUUUUUAUGGAAUAAUUUUAUGGUCGGUGAGUUGAUCAAUUUUAAAGAUCAUUUGACGCCACAAGAGAGGUUUCUGUUCGAAGAACGUGGGGAAUUUCUGGUCUGCAUUAUGAGAGGCUAUGUACAAAGCGUCAACUGCAGUAUUGAGACAAAUGGAGACUCUUUGAUGACGAUAAUCUCGAAGCAAAACUGCGUGAAGACGGGCAAAGGCCAUCUAUUUGGCCCCUGGGGGCUGGACGAUAAUGGGAAUACCUCCAACUUUGUUCAAUCAACAGUUUGUCUUUACACAAAAAACACAAUAUUCUUUUACAAUCAAAUCCGAGGAAAUGUGCCACUGUUUUGGUCUCUAGAGAACCAGCUACUUUCCACAAAAAUAGAUUUCCCGAGAUCCUCAGAAUCGUCUCAAGCAGCGUUCGAUAAAUACUUUGAUAUUCUCUGUCAAAAUUUUGGCAAUGUCCAUAUAUUAGACGGUUUAUCAGAGAGAGGAUAUCAACGAGAGCUAACUGAAAAGUACAAAGAAAGCUUUCGAAAUUUAGACGAUGUGCUGAGACAACAGGUUACGUACAAUGAAAUCAAUUUUCCCUUAGAUUCAUUGAAAAAUCAUACAGCUGAUUCGAAACUGCUAAAGGCGAUAGAAGAUCGCAUUAUAGACAUUGGUGCAUACUGCUAUAAUCUCAAGGAUCAGACUUCAAUAGGAAAACAGUCCGGUAUCUUUUUGACCAACACAUUCAACUCUUUGGAGAAGGCCAAUUAUAUUCAGCAGCUGAUAUCAAGUACCGUUUUCCACGCUUGUCUCUCUGAUCUCGAUCUCAAUUUUAGCAACGAAAUAGCAGCAAAGCAUAACGAGUUAUGGCACGAGAAUGGGCAGCGUUUACAGAAAAUCACAUUGCAUGCAAUGAGCUCUAAGCACACGAAAAACAAGCAGGGAGGUCUUGUUGGAGUAGUCGCCGGAGUGAGCAAGAAAUAUGUGAGCAAUGUUGUUCAGGACAAUAAGAUUAAAGAGCAUAACGUGGAUAAACUAUUGGGUAGAUUGAACGGUCAGAUUGAGGUUCAACUGAUUGAUCCUAUACAUGACUUUGUCACGAAUGAAUUGAGAAAAAAGAAGAAUGAGUUCACAUCACAGAGAACAUUAAAGAUAUUCACAGGAACCUUUAACAUCAAUGGCGAGCUAUACGAAGGAGAUAUAAGAUCUUGGAUAUACCCACUAGAUGACAGUGCGAAAGAGAACUAUGACGUUAUAGCAAUAGGAUUUCAGGAGAUAAUUUCCCUAAGUGCUGGGAAGAUGAUCAAUGUUGAUUCAAAGAAUCGCCAGUUUUGGGAGAAGAAAUUAUUGUUGACUGUCAACCGAGAUGAUCCAAAUAAGUAUACAAUGCUGUGGGUAUCCCAGCUUGGAGGAAUAUGUCUGUUCCUGUUGGUAAAGACCACCGCAAAAACACGUAUCACAGAUAUUGAAGGGACAUUAAAAAAGACAGGUCUUGCGGGUAUAGCAGCAAAUAAGGGAGCUGUAGCCAUUAGUUUUACUUACAGUUCGACUACAAAGUUUGCAAUUGUUUCUAGCCAUCUUGCAGCUGGAUUUCAUAAUGUUGUUGAACGGCAUCAAGAUUACAAAACUAUUGCCAAGGGAAUGUCCUUUGCCCGGAAACGGACCUUGAAAGAUCAUGAUAUCGUUAUAUGGAUGGGAGACUUCAACUACAGAAUUGAACUGUCCAAUGAGGAUUGUAAGAGGCUGAUAGGAGAAAAGAAUUACCGCAAGCUUUACGAAUAUGACCAACUGAACAAUCAAAUGGCCGAAGGACAUGCAUUCCCUUACUAUGAUGAAAUGGAAUUGAAUUUUGCACCUACAUACAAGUUUGACAACGGAACAUCCAGAUAUGAUACUUCAGAGAAACAGAGAGUCCCAGCCUGGACUGAUAGGAUUCUUAGUAUCUCAAGAGGAAAGUCUCUGAAUCAGAUAUCAUAUGGGAGUGUGCCGUCAAUCAAGUUCAGUGAUCACAGACCGGUAUAUGGUGUGUUCAAGGCCACUGUCGAUGUCAUAGAUGAAGAGAUCAAGAAUAGACUCACUGCAGAAUUGUACGAGGAAAUGAAGCACAAAAUUGGCGACGCCAACGAUAUCUUGUUUUAUGGAGAUAUUAUUAACGAACAGGACACUGCAAAUAUGGCUCCAUCAAAUCCAGGAGCCAGUAAUUAUGUUGACAAUGAGAUCACAUUAGCCCACGGGCUGCCACCACCCAGCUCAGAGCAUACUAAAUGGUGGAUUGAUGGUCGACAAUCAGUGAGAGUACACUUUCCAGAACUAGAUGAUGGAAAAAUGAUGGUCAAUCCCAAUCUACCCAGGAAUCCUUUUGAGAAAACCAAAGAGGCUGAUUUUGUGACUAUUGAGGAAGGUUUGAAAGAAUACCCUUCAGAAAGCUAA
Messenger RNA from Komagataella phaffii GS115, 2961 nucleotides. RefSeq names its product Phosphatidylinositol 4,5-bisphosphate 5-phosphatase, synaptojanin-like protein with an N-terminal Sa. Lineage: Eukaryota; Fungi; Ascomycota; Pichiomycetes; Pichiales; Pichiaceae. The transcript has a single exon. The coding region runs from base 1 to 2961 and encodes 986 amino acids. Gene Ontology annotation, cellular component: cytoplasm; membrane. The record is from RefSeq and is a predicted model, not a curated record. Gene Ontology annotation, biological process: phosphatidylinositol dephosphorylation. Gene Ontology annotation, molecular function: phosphatidylinositol-4,5-bisphosphate 5-phosphatase activity; phosphatidylinositol-3,5-bisphosphate 5-phosphatase activity.